Messenger RNA from Theileria equi strain WA, 822 nucleotides. RefSeq names its product signal peptide containing protein. The transcript has a single exon. NCBI's taxonomy places the organism in Eukaryota, Apicomplexa, Aconoidasida, Piroplasmida, Theileriidae. The record is from RefSeq and is a predicted model, not a curated record. Bases 1 to 822 code for a protein of 273 amino acids.
AUGAGUGCUUUAACAUUUCCAUUUAUAGGAUUCCUAUUUGUAGUCAUUUGGGUGGCUGAAUGUGUGAAUUUGACCGGGGAGAGUUUUGACAUUUCAGGGCAAGGAGAUUCUCGUUGCUCUUCCUUCCAGUUUCACUUUGACGACGUUCCAGCGAAUAUUAUCGUUCCUAGCGACGCGAUAAAGGUGACAGCGCUAGCAUGUGCUGGGCAGUCCAUAUGGACCUCCAAGGAUGGCAGAGGGUGUGCACUGAUAACUCUCUUUUUUAGGGGCCAAGAGACGGUCCUUGUGGACAUAAUAAAGGACGAUCCUGGUAAGAACAUGGUUAGUCUACUCAAUGACGGUGGAGCCUGGACAGUACUGCCCUCUGACGAUGAUGAAAAGUACCGCAAAGCAUUUACAGAUUUAAGACUCGCUACGUCGUCAAGAUCCGCGUCCUCCAUAGAUUUAACCGAAAAUGAUGAUACAUGCGGCUGUAAAACCUUUGAAACUGUGCUAUUCGGGGUACAGACUCGUUUCCAUGUUCCUCAACCUGGCCACCUUGCCACCGAGGUUGUCCGUGGAGGAAGGCUAGUCUGGAGGGGAGGAGAUGGAGAAAGAUGCAUAGCCACAAUAUCUCACUUUAAAAACGGUGAAUUGUGCCUAUUUAACCUGGUAAAGCGGGACCAAGACGGGUUAAUCGAUACCGAAUACUUUGAAAAGGUGGAUGAGGAAUGGAAAGCUAUAAACGUAAUAGCUUUUGAUUCAAAGCUAGAAGAACUAGGAUUUAAUGAUGCUUUAGAAAAGAAUGAAUCUGUACAAGUAAAUGACAAAAUUUUAGUGUAA